UUGUUUUGAAGGAAGUGAGUGAGCAGAGAAAAGAAAAGAGAAACAGGACCGGGCCGGAACACGGAGAUUUACUCAACUCUCUGUCUUAAAACAGGCGCGUUAAUAUAGCAGCACCGUUUGGGGAAUUAUUUAUAAAAGUCAGUCUGAUUUGAUGAACCUGAUAGUUAUAGUGUCAUAGUGGAGCGGUAUUUAACUUGUAAAUAAAUCAGGGAACGAACAAAACAAUAGUGACACAGCGAAGAAGGAGCCAGCGUUAGCUUUAGCUUGUUUGCUAAAACACUACCCGACGUUCGCCGUUACUUCGGUUUCAUUUUUUGGACUAAAGCUCUGACACAAUGACAUCGAGGAAGAAAGUUCUGCUCAAAGUGAUCAUCCUCGGGGAUUCAGGAGUGGGAAAGACCUCUCUGAUGAACCAGUACGUGAACAAGAAGUUUAGCAAUCAGUACAAAGCUACAAUAGGAGCUGACUUCCUGACAAAAGAGGUGAUGGUGGACGAUCGGCUCGUCACAAUGCAGAUUUGGGACACAGCAGGUCAGGAGCGUUUCCAGUCUCUGGGCGUGGCAUUCUACCGCGGCGCGGACUGCUGCGUGCUCGUCUUCGACGUCACGGCACCGAACACCUUCAAGACGCUGGACAGCUGGAGGGACGAGUUUCUGAUCCAGGCCAGCCCUCGCGACCCCGAGAACUUCCCCUUCGUCGUGCUCGGCAACAAAAUUGACCUGGAGAACAGGCAGGUAACCACUAAGCGAGCACAAGCCUGGUGCCAGAGCAAGAAUAACAUCCCUUACUUUGAGACCAGCGCCAAGGAGGCCAUCAACGUAGAACAGGCUUUCCAGACCAUCGCACGCAACGCACUCAAACAGGAAACCGAGGUGGAGUUGUACAAUGAAUUCCCGGAGCCGAUCAAGCUGGACAAAAACGAGAGAGCCAAGCCAUCAGCAGAGAGCUGCAGCUGCUGAAGAUGUACAGGGGGCGCUACUGAUCACCCUCCACCCUCUCUGGCCUUGUUCCUUCUUUUCCCUCUUUACACAUCUGCCUCUCUCUCUUCUCUGUCUUUCCCUCUCUCUUUCCCCCCUUUCCUUCAAUGUAAUCACUGGCCUUCAUAGAGCAGGCAGGCUUCCUCUUCUAGAAUAUACCCUAUACAAAUUGCACUCACUCACUCUCUCACACACACACACACACACACACACACACACACCAGUGCUCAACGGGCUUUACAUUAAGCUCAAAGAGAUCAUUAUGAAGAAAGUGUUUUGGUGCACAAGUGUUUUCAGGCCCUCAAUAGUAGCUCUUUUAACUUUAAUCUCGUCACUAGUCCUAACACCCUUCUUCAGACUUCCUUCAGUUUUCACACACACACACAUUCUCUUUCUCUGUUCAUUCUGAAACUCGCAACACUUGAAUGCUUUCUGAGACUUUUUUUUAUACAUACACCACCACCAUGUUAACUGGAACCUGUAAGAUGUGAUGCAGAUUGAUGGGGCUGUGUAAUAUACCAAUGUAUUAAAGCUCGGUGUUGAUAUCAGGACUGUCUGCUCUCUCUGGUUCGACAGGAGGCUUGGCGUGUCGCCGCGCUCAUCUCCUACAAGCAUGCUCUCUUGCUUUAUUUGCUUUUCACUAAUUAAUAUGCAGCGUCUCUGUAAAGAGUCAUACCAACAAAUCUGGUGGUGUGGGGAUACGACUGAAGGUCGGACACUAAAAUCAGUAUCGUAGAUGUGACGUUAGAGUUGUAUAGCAUGUUGGGAUUUCUUUUUUGUUUAAAAUCCUCACCCCUCUUGCGAGCAGGACCGCUUUCUACUUAUUGCUAGUGACACGCUUUUUUUUUUUUUGGUUAAUGUUUUAAGUCUCAUGCCGCCUCAGAGUGGCAGAGGACCGGUUGGCAUCCCUUGGAUAUUUUACUAUCUGUUCAUUCUCUUAUGAUUUAUUAUUGUUUAUUAUUAUUACUACUACUAUUAUUAUUAUUAUUAUUAUUAUUAUUAUUAUUAUUAUUAUUAUUGAUGUUGUUAUUAUUAACUGACCUGAAUAGGUGGAUGAAAAAACCCACAGAACUGCAGAAUAGUGAGGACAUCUGAAGCAUUCAUCAUGACAUCUAAUGAAACAUUUAUUACAGCACAGCAUAUACAUCGUUUGAAAAUAAAUGUAUUUCAAAAGUAAUUGAAAAAAAAUAAUAAAAAAUAAAAAACCUUGUUGAAUAAA
Molecule: messenger RNA, 2196 nt
Organism: Hemibagrus wyckioides
Lineage: Eukaryota; Metazoa; Chordata; Actinopteri; Siluriformes; Bagridae
Gene: rab7a
Product: RAB7a, member RAS oncogene family
Exons: 6
Coding region: 336-959 (207 amino acids)
Biological process (GO): endosome to lysosome transport; phagosome-lysosome fusion
Cellular component (GO): late endosome; lysosome; phagocytic vesicle
Molecular function (GO): GTPase activity; GTP binding
Source: RefSeq, a predicted model, not a curated record